Messenger RNA from Portunus trituberculatus (swimming crab), 3124 nucleotides. RefSeq names its product DNA replication licensing factor MCM4-like (gene dpa). The transcript has 13 exons. The coding region runs from base 180 to 2738 and encodes 852 amino acids. The record is from RefSeq and is a predicted model, not a curated record. Lineage: Eukaryota; Metazoa; Arthropoda; Malacostraca; Decapoda; Portunidae. Gene Ontology annotation, molecular function: ATP binding; ATP hydrolysis activity; single-stranded DNA helicase activity. Gene Ontology annotation, biological process: DNA strand elongation involved in DNA replication; mitotic DNA replication initiation; double-strand break repair via break-induced replication. Gene Ontology annotation, cellular component: MCM complex; nucleus.
AAGGGAAAAACACUAGACUACUGAAGCCAAAUCCACGUGAAGGCAUCGGGACAAGUAGAGUUUCCCGCGCUUUUCUCGUCAACACCAAAACUUCUGGCGGGACGUGGUAGCAGCCGGCGUCCCUCUGUGUUUCCUGGCUAUUGCGUCCUUUCUGGUGAGAGAAUCCCUGCUGUUUGAGGAUGUCUUCCCCCGGCCGCCGCAGCACCCGCUCCACCCCAAGCAAGAGGAGCGACACCAGUGAACUGCUUCCCCUCCCCUCGUCCUCCCCCGGUCCAGAGCUCCUCCCUGCCACCUCCCCUGCACCUGCCGCUACCCCUGCUCGCCUCCAAUCUGUUCUGAAUGAUGUGGUGGACCAGAGCUCUCCCCUCAACUAUGGCACCCCAAGCAGUGUGGGCUCCUCGCUGCGCACGCCUCGCUCAGGAGUCCGUGGCACACCCAUCAGGCACCGCUCUGACAUUCGCUCAGACCGCCGCAUGAGACAGGUGAAUCUCUCCACUGAUCCCCUGAGUGAGGCCAACGCUGAGGGUGCUGCGCCUGGUACAGCUCCCCCCGGCGGGUCGGCGCAGACGGAUGGGCCUCAGGGUGGGCAGUUGGUGAUCUGGGGCACUGAUGUGGUGGUGUCAGAGUGCAAGGAUCGUUUCAAGGCCUUCGUGCAGACCUUCGUUGAUCCUGAUGCUGCCGAUGAUGAGCGCUGUGAGGGCAUGAACACAGAUGAGCCCUUGUACCUUCAGAAAUUGGAGGAGAUCCACACCCUGGAGGAACCCUUCAUGAACGUUAACUGUGGACACCUGCACCAGUUUGACACAGACCUCUACAGGCAGCUGGUGUGCUACCCACAGGAGGUGAUCCCCAGCCUGGACAUGGCCAUUAAUGAGAUGUUCUUUGAGCGCUACCCAGACACCAUCCUGGAGCACCAGAUCCAAGUGCGCCCCUUCAAUGCUGAUAAGACCAAGAACAUGCGCUCCCUCAAUCCAGAAGAGAUCGACCAGCUCAUCACAAUAUCCGGCAUGGUGAUCCGCACAUCCAACCUGAUCCCGGAGAUGCAGGAGGCUUUCUUUAAGUGUCACGUCUGCGCCUUCACCACCACCGUAGAGAUAGACCGCGGCCGCAUCGCUGAGCCCACCGUCUGUUCCUUCUGCAACACCUCGCACUCCUUCACACUCAUUCAUAACAGGUCCAGGUUCUCAGACAAGCAGAUGGUCAAGUUGCAAGAGAGUCCAGAGGACAUGCCGGCAGGCCAGACCCCUCACACGGUGCUGCUGUACGCUCACAAUGACUUGGUAGACAAGGUGCAGCCUGGGGACCGAGUGACUGUCACUGGAAUAUACCGUGCCGUGCCACUCCGUCUCAACCCCAGAGUGCGCAAUCUAAAGAGCGUGUACAAGACUCACAUCGACGUGGUGCACUUCCGCAAGGUGGACACCAAACGUCUGCAUGGCCAGGAGGAAGGAGAGACACCUCGUUUCACCCCGGAGCGUGUUGAAGUGCUGCAGGAACUCUCCAAGAAGCCUGAUGUGUAUGAGCGCCUUGCCCGGUCCAUCGCUCCCUCCAUCUAUGAGAACGAGGACAUCAAGAAGGGCAUCCUCCUACAGCUCUUUGGUGGUACAAGGAAGAACUUCAGCCACACAGGACGAGGGAACUUCAGAUCUGAGGUGAACAUUCUUCUGUGUGGUGACCCUGGUACCUCCAAGUCGCAGCUGCUGCAGUAUGUGUAUAACCUGCUGCCACGCUCACAGUACACCAGCGGCAAGGGAUCCUCUGCUGUCGGCCUCACUGCAUAUGUGACUCGUGAUCCAGAGACCCGCCAGAUGGUGCUGCAGACCGGCGCGCUGGUGCUGGCAGACAACGGCAUCUGCUGCAUUGACGAGUUUGACAAGAUGAAUGACUCGACCAGGUCAGUGUUGCACGAGGUGAUGGAGCAGCAGACCCUCAGCAUUGCCAAGGCUGGCAUCAUCUGUCAGCUCAAUGCCCGCACCUCCGUCCUUGCUGCCGCCAACCCCCUUGAGUCACAGUGGAACAAGAACAAGACCAUCAUUGAGAACAUCCAGCUGCCGCACACGCUCAUGUCUCGCUUCGACCUCAUCUUCCUCAUCCUGGACCCGCAGGAUGAGGUGUACGACCGCCGCCUGGCCCGCCACCUGGUGUCCCUCUACCACAAGGACGACGGCAUCAAUGAGGAGGAGCAGCUGCACAUGAGCAUCCUGAGGGACUACCUUGCCUACGCCCGGGAGUACAUCCAUCCAAGGCUGAGUGAGAACGCCUCACAGCGCCUCAUCAUGGCCUAUGUGGACAUGCGCAAGGUGGGCAGCGGACGGGGCCAGGUCACCGCCUACCCUCGCCAGUUGGAGUCACUGAUCCGCCUGGCUGAAGCCCAUGCCAAGGUGCGGCUGUCUAACAAGGUGGAGGUGGUGGAUGUGGAGGAGGCGUGGAGACUCCACCGUGAGGCUCUCAAACAGUCGGCCACUGAUCCGCUGUCCGGCAAGAUUGACGUCAGCAUCCUCAUCACUGGCCUGAGCUCAGUGGCGCGCAAGAAGAGGACGGAGAUGGCACAGCUGCUACGCAAGGUGAUCCAGUCCAAGGGCAAGGUGCUCACCCUCAAUGGCCAGAAGCUGUUCCAGGACAUGAAGGAGGCAUCAGAAAUGAUGAUCACAAGAGAGAUGUACGAGGAUGCGUUGAGGGACCUUCAAGAUGACGAGUUCCUACAAGUGACAGGGAAGUCCAUUCGCAUCCUGCAUUAAAUCACCGCCACUCCUUCCUGUGGAGAUGAGGAAUGCUAACACUCCAGCAUGUUCAUACACUGUUCUAAAGUUAUGGUGUGCCUCAAAAUAUUGACUCAAUGUACAUUCUGCUAGGAAGGAAAACAGCUUCCACUCUAUUCUGCUGUGUACUGGAGAGUAAGUGAAAGAUGCAUUUAUUUGUAUACUCUGUGCUGAGUUGAGUUUGUGUUGUUGCUGAUAUCAAUGACACAAUGUAUCUUGCUGGAAAAGUAGGAUGGUUUUAGAGGAGAGACUUGGUGAAAAUGCACAAUCACACACUCUCACUCUUAAUCUUUCUCUCUUACAAACACUCCCAUAGAAUAUUUUUGAAUAUUUUUAUGUAUGUUAUUAAUAAAUUUAUAGCAAAC